AUGGCAGCUCCAUUUACAGCACCGACUUCAGAUAUCAACAAGCCGGAAGUUCCAGCAUGGAUUCCUCCGCAGCAAACGAAGAUGGAUCUUGAAUGGGCAGACCUCAGGACUAUCGAGUUAUCUCUGCUUGACUCUGAUGAUCCGGCUGUGGUCGCGGAUCUGGUCGCUAAGACUAAAACUGCUAUUAAAGAAGAUGGGUUUCUCUUCUUGACGAAUUAUGGGAUUUCACUAGAGCAGCUUCAUCGGCAAUUCUCACUUGCUCAAUAUUUGCAUGAAAAUAUCUCUCAGGAGGAUAAAGAGCGUUUACUCUGGGAUCCGUCGACUGGUGUGUUUGCGGGUUUCAAGCCGAGGUUUGGUUGGAAGCGCGAGAAGGGAAAUUAUGACGGGAUUGAACAGUUCAAUUUUUACUCGCCCGAGUUUGAAGACAGCAGUCGCGUUCCUAAGUGUAUCCUUCCAUUCAUGGAUGAGAUAACCUCAUUCUGUGAUUAUCUAGUCAAUUCUGUGAAUCGUCGACUGCUGCGUUUACUAUCGAUGGUUCUUGAGCUUCCUGACGACUAUCUGUGGGACACCGUGCAGUCGCAUGACGGAUUGGUCGGUGAUGGGUAUUUCAGGCAUGCAUUAUUCUAUCCUCUAGACGAGGAGAGUAGGGUUGCGAGGAAAGGCGUGCGGAUGUACGGACACACUGAUUACGGAACAACAACGUUUUUGUUCUCGGUUCCCGUUACAGCGCUCCAGAUCUGGAAGGAUGAUCAGUGGAGAUAUGUGAAGUACAAUCCGGGUGCGUUGGUUGUAAAUCUGGGAGACACACUUGAAGUCAUUUCUGGAGGUCAUUUUAAAGCUACAUUACACAAGGUUGCUGAGCCUCCAGAAGAUCAACGACACGAAAAGCGUCUUUCGCUGGUGCUCUUCAAUGGAUCUAAAGGGGAUAUGCGCUUAAAACCUUUGACAGAAUCACCCUUGAUACAGCGCGAGGGGUUUGUACUAAAGCAAGGAAUAUUCAUGCAGUUUAAAAAUCUCAUGGACUCCGGUCGGCCGGUGCCAACAAAUAAAGAAUGGCGAGAAGCUCAAAUCAAAACACGUCUACAGAUAGCUCCAGAAGAACGACUUGAAGGAGUCAAAGAAGUCAACGGCACGAAGUAUGGUCAGGAUAUAAUUCUAGGCGUACCCGUCUUGUUGCCUGUCUGA
Cadophora gregata is the source of this 1185-nucleotide messenger RNA. RefSeq lists its product as uncharacterized. NCBI's taxonomy places the organism in Eukaryota, Fungi, Ascomycota, Leotiomycetes, Helotiales, Ploettnerulaceae. The transcript has 10 exons. Bases 1 to 1185 code for a protein of 394 amino acids. The record is from RefSeq and is a predicted model, not a curated record. Gene Ontology annotation, molecular function: dioxygenase activity.